Messenger RNA from Tympanuchus pallidicinctus (lesser prairie-chicken), 2465 nucleotides. It is a transcript of the gene DDO, whose product is annotated as D-aspartate oxidase. NCBI's taxonomy places the organism in Eukaryota, Metazoa, Chordata, Aves, Galliformes, Phasianidae. Gene Ontology annotation, molecular function: FAD binding; D-amino-acid oxidase activity. The record is from RefSeq and is a predicted model, not a curated record. Bases 250 to 1278 code for a protein of 342 amino acids. The transcript has 6 exons.
GGGUGGGUCGGGUCGGACACACGCAGCCUGCAGCAGCAGUGGGGCUGGGGCAGCUCUCAGGGGCCACCCGGCCUCUCUUCUCCAGCUUUUGCAGUGCUGGGAUCAGCUGACAUCAAACCAUCUCGCCUGUGAAAAUCCCAUCUGAACCGGGGAGGUUUGCAGUGAAACCCAAGCUGCCACUGAGCUGCAGUUCCCCUUUCUUCCCCAGCCGCAGAGAGGUGCCUAUCUCCAACAGUCCCCAACCCACAGAUGGCAGCUCCCAGGGUGGCAGUGGUGGGCGCGGGGCUCAUCGGACUGUCCACAGCGUUACGUAUUGCUGAGGUGAACCCCAACUGCUGCUCCAUCACUCUCCUUUCAGAGCAGUUCAGCCCCAACACAACGAGCGACGUGGCAGCUGGCAUGCUCAUCCCUCACACUUACCCAGGCACACCAAUCCACGUGCAGAAGCAAUGGUUCAAAGAGACUUUCACCUACCUUUUUGCUAUCAGCAACUCAGAUGAGGCGUCAGAGGCUGGCAUUCACCUGGUCUCUGGCUGGCAGAUCUUUAAAAACCCUUCUGAAGCUGAGGUGCCUUUCUGGUCUGACAUUGUCCUGGGGUUCCGACCGAUGUCCGCAGCAGAACUGCAGAAGUUCCCACAGCACAGCCACGGCCAGGCCUUUACAACACUGAAGUGUGACUGCCCCCCCUACCUGCUGUGGCUGGAGAAAAGGUUGAAAGCAAGCGGUGUCCAGAUACACACCAGAAAAGUCACAGAUCUAUGGGAGCUGCACAGCGAGUAUGACAUUGUUGUCAACUGUGCAGGCAUCGGAGCCCGCCAGCUUGUGGGGGACCAGCAGCUGUUCCCCAUCAGGGGCCAAGUGCUCAAGGUUCACGCUCCUUGGCUGAAAAACUUCAUCCGGGAUGGGGAUGGCUUAACUUACAUCUACCCAGGGAUAGACAGUGUAACUCUCGGGGGAACCAGGGAAAAGGAGAGCUGGCGUCUCUCCCCUGACCCUGGCACUACCAAAGACAUCUUUGACAGAUGUUGCUCCCUUGAGCCUUCGCUGCAACGAGCUCGGGAUAUCAGGGUGAAGGUGGGCCUGAGGCCAUCCAGAUCAUCUGUGAGACUGCAGAGAGAGGUUCUGAGCCAGGGAGGAGCCAAGCUGCUGGUGGUCCACAACUAUGGGCAUGGGUCAGGUGGCUUUUCAGUGCACAGAGGCACAGCUGAGGAGGCCACUCACCUGGUGGGAGAAUGCAUUGCUGCUCUGCAGGGUUCCUCAUCCAGGGCCAAGCUUUGAAUCCCUGAACCUCCUUUUCCUUUUACAACAGGCUAAUGCAGCAUCUUCUUUUAGAACCUUUGGACUUUUAUUUCAUUAAUAAAUGGAGAGAAGGAAACUAAAACAACUCGUGCCUUUGCAGGCACUUGGUGGUAUCUCACCUGGCUUCCAGUGGCCACCUUGGAAAAGUGCAGUGGGUCCAUCCCAGCAUUAGCCCAACUCUCCAUCUCCUCCGUCUGGUAUCAUUUCUGCCCUGGUGAUUUCUUCUAGCUUUGUGCUUGGGAGGGUACAAGAUACAUAAAUAUCCUUCACAUAGCAAAAAUCACUGCUUCAUUAUAAUACAAAUAAUGUAAAUUAAUCAUUUAUUCAUCUACAUCUAAAGCAUAUUUGAUGUACUAGAUUCAGUAAAAACUAAUUCUCUGCUGUUGUAUUAGAUCUACUCUAGUACUGUCCUUACUUUGCCACCUUGCUAACGAAUUUUACAAUUGCCUUUAUGAGUUACAAUAAUAGUAAACUCCUGCUGAGUGCUGCAUGACAGUGCUUUGGGUCAACUCUUGCAGAAAGCAGUGGCAGGGACAGGGACCCUGUCAUGCACAGGGAACAAAUAAGUAUGAUUUCAGGAGUAGGUUACAUAUUACACCUUGUGUGACUUGAUACAAAAUUUCUGCGAGAGGAAGUUGCCAGGUAUGGGCCAGAUUUAUACCUCACCUUUCAUGCUUUAUUGCAAGUAUCUUCUAUUCUGAGUCUCUCUUGUUUUGCUCUCAGAAAUAAGCUGAUUUUUCCCAAAUAGCAGUAUUGAAAUGGCCAGUCUGCCUGUAUGAUAUGAAAGAGAAUUUAUCAGGGUGGGCUUGGGAGCACAAAAAUUUCUACUUCUCUUCAGCACUUGCAGCUUUUCUUGUAAAGUUGAUGAAAAUAAACCAGCGACAAACCAACAAAGAUCUUAGCACCAACUGCAGUUGUGUGAGUGAGAAACAAGCCAUGUAAGUCUAGAUAAACACUGCAAAGAGAAAUUUGAGCUUGCUGUCAAAGUACAAGAUGAAUGUCUGACUGUUAGUGAUUAAACUGCUCAUUAGACUGGAAAUGGCUUAUUUAACUGUUAGCAUCCACUUUUGACUCGUUCUUUGUCCUCAAGAUUACAAACCAAAUCAAAAUCCUUCAAGAAAUAACAUGAUUAAAUUUGAUAAAUAAAAUUCUAAUAGCAGAGCAAA